Messenger RNA from Blepharisma stoltei, 1153 nucleotides. The record is from the annotation of a GenBank genome assembly. NCBI's taxonomy places the organism in Eukaryota, Ciliophora, Heterotrichea, Heterotrichida, Blepharismidae.
AUGGGUGUGUGCAUAAAUAAAGCCAUUAAUCCUCAAAUAACAAAGGAAGAGUUGAAGUCGAAAAUAUAUAACGCUAUAGACCUUGAUAAGGUCGGAACUUUAAAUAAUUUAUGAAAGACUUAUAUUAAGCCUAGACCAAACAUCGUGCCGUUUUUUGAAAUCAAUGAGCCACUAUUGCAGAUUCAAGGAGUAAUUAUUAUAUUAGGUUGAUAUUAAUACUUUGGCUUUCGCAAUUAGGAUCGGGAAAACAAAUAUUGUGAAAUUUUUAAUUGAAAAUUGCAAAGCAAAAAUUGAAGCUAUGAAUCAAAUAUAUAGCUCAAUUGGGAAAACUCCAAUGGAUGUCAUAUGCGAAUAUGGGCAUCUUGACCUUUUGAAGUACUAUUUACCAAUAUACCUCGAAUCCAAAGAAAUAAGGUCUACGGACUUUUCAUUUCAUGAAGACAGUUUAGAAGAUCUUUCUAUAUUUAAUUCAAAAACCAUGAAAAAAUCUUUAAAUAGAGGCCCAACUGCAAUUCAAAGGGCUUGCGAAAGAGGCAAAAUUGAAAUUGUUGAUUACCUCACAGACUAUUUUAAAGAAAAAUCAGUCCCAGAUGAGUUUAAUGUGCAUUUUGAGGAUGAAAGAACUGGAGAAAAUUGUGCUUUGAUAAGCUGUCGAAAUGGAAAUUUAGUUCUUGCCAUGCUUCUUUAUAAGAAGUGCAAUGCGAAUUUUCAUAAAUUAAACAAGAGGUCAGAAAACGCUGUACAGCUAGCAGCGAUUGGAGCCAAUAAAUAUCCUUAUAGGAAAUACUUCGAUUUGAUAAAGUUUUUAGUAGAAGACUUAGAAGUAGACAUAGCUUAUCAAUAUGAAGAAACUCUUAUGCUCUCAGAAAAUAAAUUAAUAACUUCUUAUCUGGAAUCAAAAUUACUACAGAGAGGAUUAGACAAAGCGAAAAAGAAAUUCAUAGAGAAAGAAAAUGCUAUUAAGCAGGAAACACAUGAUGAGCUGACUGGGUUGUCACCAGAAAUUAUUGACAGAUUGGCUAGUGCAGGAAGAAAUUUUGAAUUUACUGAAAUAUUCAAAGAAGAGUUAAAUGAAAAAUCACAUUCAUCUUUUGUUAGCUCUAUAAGUCCGUAUUCUGAGCCUUCAGAGAUUUCUUGCCCGAAAUUUUGGUAA